GAUGACAAUAAUAGAUUUUCUAAAUUAGAAAAACUUUUAGACAAAAGCAAAUUUUAUAGUGAUUUCUUACUUGCCAAAUUAAACAGUGCGGCUCCUACAAGCCCAUUGAUAAGAAUGGAUGAAAAUAAGCCUUCCAAUAAGCGAAAAUCCCAUUCAAGAAAUUCUAAAGGGACAAAAACUCAAUACUCUCCUACUACACAUACAUUUAAAUAUCAUAGCAAAUUUUUUACUGGUGGCCAAUUGAAAGAUUACCAAAUGCAAGGUGUUGAAUGGCUCAUUAUUUUAUACGAAAAUGGGAUAAACGGAAUAUUGGGCGACGAAAUGGGCUUGGGUAAAACGGUUCAAUGCUUAGCUUUUCUAUCCCAUCUGAUCGAGAACAAAGUCAAAGGGCCUUAUUUGAUUAUCGCCCCUUUAUCCACCAUCCCUAAUUGGAUAAAGGAAUUCGAAAGAUUCACGCCAAAAAUUACCGUUAUUUUAUACCAUGGUUCCGGUCCUGACAGGCAAGAUUUGCAACCACUUUUCGACAAAAGGAAUCAAGCCACGCAAAGCCUCCCCGUAGUAGUCACUUCCUACGACAUCGCCAUCAGGGAUAAAGCGUUUUUGAAUCGGUUUCAUUGGAGCUACCUCAUCAUCGACGAAGGCCACCGAAUCAAGAAUUAUAAAUGCAUGUUGUUUAGGGUGCUCAAAGGUUUUCAUUCCGCCAAUCGACUUUUAUUGACCGGAACCCCUUUGCAAAACAAUUUGGGCGAAUUAUGGUCAUUGCUCAACUUUCUAGUCCCCGAAAUUUUCGACGAUUUGUCAGUUUUUAUGUCUUGGUUUGACAUCUCCGAAAUGUGCCAAAACUUGAAGGAUGACAACCCCGACGGCAUAGUCAUCAAAAAGAGGGAAGAAAAAUUCGUUAAUAUGCUUCACCAAAUUUUAGCGCCAUUUUUAUUGAGGCGGAUGAAGAGCGAUGUCGAUUUCAACAUUCCCCCUAAGAAGGAGAUUCUAGUCUAUUCACCCCUCUCCGAUUUUUUCCAGGCUCAACUCUACAAGGCUAUACUGGAGAAAGAUAUCAGUGACCAAGUCCGCAAGAUGAGAACAUUCUUGUCUGGGCUCAAAAUAUCUAGUCCAAAAAGAAAUACCUCACAUUCCGACAUUGAUACUAACGAUGAAGAUUCCUUAAAAUCUACACCUCCUAAAAUUCAUAAACGGUUGUCUUCCCAAAAGGUGGAUUUUUCAAAAAUACAUCAAAUCGAAACGACUAAAUCUAUCGCUGAUUGGGAGAAUUUAGUCACGGAUUAUAGAAAAGAUAUGGAUGAUACACAAAACUUAGCCGACAAUCGCAAUUCGUCCAAUAGCCAUCCUAGCGACAAUAUUAACGGUUCUAUCAGCGUAAUAACCUUGACCAAUAUUUACAUGAAGCUAAGGAAAUGCUGUAACCAUCCUUACCUAGUGGAUGCCAAAUUUCUCUAUCCAAUAGACGAAAAUAUGAUUAAAGUAUCGGGCAAAAUGAUGAUACUAGAUCAACUCCUAUCCCGACUCAUUAAAGCUGGACAUAAGGUUCUCAUUUUUUCACAAAUGACAUCGAUGCUAGACAUUUUAGAGGACUAUUGCGAUUUUAGGCGCCUCAACUACGCCAGGCUCGACGGCACAACGGCUCUAGAAAAACGCAAAGAGGAUAUCGAAGCGUUUCAAUCGGCGGAACACGGUGACGAAAAAAAGCCCGCAAAAGGAAAAAGGCGUUCGGGGGAAAGUACGACAAAAGACCAACACAAAGAAAACCCGGAAAAGAUAAACGUCUACCUUAUAAGCACUAGAGCCGGCGGCCUAGGCAUUAAUCUUAGCGCGGCUAAUUGCGUUAUUAUAUACGAUAGCGAUUGGAAUCCACAGUCGGACCUGCAAGCCCAAGACAGGUGUCACAGAAUAGGUCAAAAUGACCCUGUCGUGGUUUAUAGGCUUGUGACCGAAAACACCAUCGAUCAGCUUAUGGUAGAUAGAGCAUUCGCCAAGAAGAAGCUGGAAAAAAUGGUCAUUCCCAAAGAAAAAUUUAGAGAUAGUCGCAAGAAUUUAACCCUUUCCGAAAAUAACGUCCCAUUCACCAUAAAAGAGAUGAUAGACAUGUUGAAGGCCAAAGAAUAUCAAUCCUUAUACAAAACGAGUACCAAAGACGGGCACCUAAAUAACAAUCAUCACGCCUCUAACAACAAACGGCGCAGAACAUCGAAGGGGAGUGACGAAGAGUUUGAUAUGAAACUUACGGAGGCCGAAUUGAAAUCACUCCUGGAUUGGAAAUCCCUAUUUCCGGAAUAUUACAAAAAAAAUCUUGACCAAUCACGUUCUCCCGAUAAAACUUUCCAAAAUGGUGACACCGAUGACCAUAGCAAAAGAAGCCCCCAAAAAGCUGUCACCAGGAGUGUCUUUAAAGUCAUACAUAACGAAAAGUGAAAACGAUGAUAACUUACAAUAAUCAAUUCUCAAAUACCUUUAUCCAUAAAAUGAGAUCUCACUUCUUUUUUUUGUAAAACAAAUACGAUAUUUUUUUGCAUAUAAUAGGGAUAUUUUUAAUUGUUAAAAAGCCCGAUUCGAGUCUAUUUUUUUUUAAUAACGACGCAAUUAAGUUAUUAACUAAAUUAAUAUUGUGAAAGACUAGAGAUAUUGCUUAUGGAUAGCAGAAAG
Messenger RNA from Gordionus sp. m RMFG-2023, 2658 nucleotides. RefSeq names its product lymphoid-specific helicase-like. Gene Ontology annotation, biological process: negative regulation of gene expression via chromosomal CpG island methylation; pericentric heterochromatin formation; lymphocyte proliferation. Gene Ontology annotation, cellular component: nucleus; pericentric heterochromatin. Gene Ontology annotation, molecular function: ATP binding; ATP-dependent chromatin remodeler activity; chromatin binding. The transcript has 13 exons. The coding region runs from base 115 to 2427 and encodes 770 amino acids. NCBI's taxonomy places the organism in Eukaryota, Metazoa, Nematomorpha, Gordioida, Chordodea, Parachordodidae. The record is from RefSeq and is a predicted model, not a curated record.